UUUUAGUAGGUUCCUCUCCGAUCUCUUUUUCUUCUUCUUUUUCUCUUUCUUUCUUUUUAUACUCCAUUUCACCUCCUCUAUCCACAAAUCCAUCCGGAUAAAUAAUGUCCCUGUUCGGCUGGCUCUUUCGGAGUCGCCGCCGACGUCCCGUCUCAUGGUGCCUGUGGUUGAACAAAACGCAACACCACCAAUAUCAUACGACAAAGAGGCGUGCUAGAAAAUCCGACGAUACAAUCACCGUAGCGAAUGAAAACAAUUGCACGAAUCUCUAUGACAACGACAAAGACGACGACGACAACAACAACUUUGAUCAGGACCUUCUUUUUCAAUGCAUUCAGACGGCGUUGUUGACGACGAAUACGCCAACUACUACGCCUCCUCAAAAACGCUGGUCGACCGGUAUGUUAUUAGUCAACUUUGAGGAUAUCGAGCAGUAUUACUAUUGUGAACAGUAUCAGGAACAACAACAAGAUCGAAGAAGGCAGCAACAGCAACAAGCAUUGCUACAACUAGAGCGGGGAGCAAAUGUUCAUAAUAGUACGACAAAUCGAGCACUGGAACAACAACAACAACAGCAACGGACACGAACUAGGCGUAGAUCAUUUCGAGUGCAGAGCAUCCCUCCCACUUGUGGCCACCAUUUCUUGAAUUCUAUUCCAGAAGUUGUCGAGAAUAACACCACCAUCACCAACAGUUGCAACAGCAUUAGCAGUAUCUAUCAUCAUCAACAGCUGCAGCAACAACAGCACCAGAAAACGGUGCCGGCACAACCACCACACCAGCUCCCCAUCCCCUUAACUUGAGCAAAGAAAAGAAAACCCUUGAAUGUAUAGAAACGGAUAAUGGAUUCACCCUUGUGUGUGUGUGUGUGUGUGUG
Messenger RNA from Zychaea mexicana, 877 nucleotides. RefSeq lists its product as uncharacterized. The transcript has a single exon. The coding region runs from base 105 to 803 and encodes 232 amino acids. The record is from RefSeq and is a predicted model, not a curated record. Lineage: Eukaryota; Fungi; Mucoromycota; Mucoromycetes; Mucorales; Lichtheimiaceae.